ACUGCCUGCGCCACCUCGCGCGGCUGUUGUAUGUCACCAACUGACGAAUUUUCAUGCUUGAGAUUCGAACAGCGUUGAUUUGUGCCACUUGUCACAGAUGAAGGACGACGCCGACACCGAUGUUCCACAUGCCAACACGGAGCUGGACGACAUACUCAGUCAGAUAUCUGACCUGGACAAAUGGAGGGAGAUUUUCAAUGCUCGCGGGUUGGAAUUACAGGAUUGCAUUAAGAAGCCCCAGGGGAAACCAGAGGACGAUGGAGAAGAGGGGACAGGGAGACCCCCGACUGGAUCCCGGCCGUCCCGUGAAAACACCACCCUGCUGACGCCGCCCUACUCCAUCCCCCGAGCACUGGCCGUGUCCCCUGGCCUGGGCGGGCUGCCCGUCGCUCCUGAGAUGGCUAUGAACCUCCGAAAGGUUCUUUUUGGGAAUACUUUUCAUAUCUUCAACUAUGAGUGGAAAAAGUCCUUCUUCAAGUUCAGAGAGCCAUACUCAGACCUGUCUUAUGCCCUGGAGACAGAGCGGGGUGGAGCUCGCGCCAUUCAGAUGGCGGUCCAGGCCAAUAUCGUUAAAUUCCUGCUCUUCACCCAAAAUGCAAGCUCUGACUGCUGCAUGCAGAGCCUGAGGGAGGUGGGCGAGAAAGAGCAGGAGCGAGCGCUGGCCGCGGCCCUCACAGACAUCCUGUGGACCGCAGGAGAGGAGCAGAGCGCGGCGGUCUCUCUGGUCACCUCUGAACACAGCUUCACCCCACACCUGGACUACAAACAGGACAACCUCACAGAGAGGUUACAGCUUUUCAACUUCAAUGAGAAGGAGGAUGUUCGGAAAUUCAUAUAUGAGCACAUACAGUGUUUCAAAGAAGAGGGGAGUCAUGGGGUCAUCUUGUUCCUGUACAGUCUCAUCUUUUCCAGAACGUUUGAAAGGCUGAGUGAAGACCUGGACUCCACCACCUCUCACCUCUUAUACCCGAGUCUGGGCAACUUUGUGUGUCGCCAGGCACUGAUGAACCUGCUGUUGACGGGUCGGGCCAGCCCAAAUAUGUUCAAUGGGACUCUGCAGUAUGACGAGCACGGGGAGCCCCUGGAACAGCCACUGCGCGGGGUCCUGUCCCGCAGCGAUGUUGGGUACCUGUACUGGAGCCGGGAGCAAGUGGAGCACUCACAGCUGCCAAAGGUGGGCAGCAUGCUGAAGACACCCAAGCUGCCCAUCUGGGUUUGCAGCAUCAAUGGCACCUACAGCAUACUGUUCAGUCCCAAGUGCUCCCUGUUGUCCGACUGGAAGAUGGAGCACCUGUUUGACCUGUACUUCUAUAAUGGCCAACCAUCCCAAAGAAGCACUGCACUGCUGACCAUAGACACCCACUCCCAUCAUUGGGAAAUGGGAGAUGGGGGCACCCUGGGGGACCCUGAGAAGAGGUUCCCUUCAGUGGAGAUGACUAUCAGGACCAAAUGGGAAGGAGCAGCCAUUGACUGGAAUGGGACAGUUCCUUUUUUCUAACUUGGUGAGGCGCCAUGUGACCUGGUAGUUUUGACCGUUAUGUUCCACCUACAGGUCACACGGUCAACUCGUCCUUUACUACAGGAGAUAUUGGUCAACAGCACAACCCAGCGUCUAUGCUCACUACUACGAGAGCAGCCUGAGUGCUGUACUACAGUGCAAUGCGACAUUACGACACGCAUUAUACAACACCACUAUCAACACGCAGCAACAGCAUAGACACAGGAUACGCAUAGAAACACACUGCCAAAACACAAAGCAAUACUGCACUGUCAUCAGACAGCAAUAAAAAAAAAACUCAAUACCCAGAAACCUAUCCCUGUCAACACAACACAGUCUGCAACCUCAGUACUAAAGCACAGGGUCAGUGUCCACAAACAGCAGAGCACAAUAGUGGAGUUUCCAUUGGGAUUUUAAUAAUAGCCUGAGCCACUCACAUUGUGCCAAAAAAAAAAAAAACCUAAAAACUGACCCGUUCCUUAAUAUGCUUCUGUGCACUAAAUAUGCUGGAAUAUACUGGGAAGUGAGGUCAAGCAGCUUCCAGGAUAGAACUCCAUUCCAAAGCCAUUAUUUAAGGGGAGGUACCACAGGUGAAUAGAGAAAAACAUUCCUUUCCUCCAAUCAAAAUUACAUUUUAUAUUUUGAAUGUGGACACAAAUGUAAACAUGUUUUGUAUUAUGACUUUUUUUAGGAACACAUGCAAAUGAUCUCAUUAAUAAUUAAAAACUACACAUUUGCAUAUUAGAAACUUUUUUCUCAGUGGAUUCAAGUCAGAGUUCAUUUUUCUGUUUCAAUGGGAAGAAUAACUCAAUAGCUGGAAAUACACAGAGGGGUUUUUCAAAAUUUUGCUUACUUGAUGAAUUAUUUUAAAAACCAAAGUCUUUUUUUUGUUACUAUUUUUCACAUAAAAUUCCCCAUAAAAUAGAAUUGGCAAAAUAUAUCAGAAAAGCUUGGUAGCUAUAUGUAUAUCUAAGUUGAGCUGAAAAAAAUGUUUUCAUACUGGAAGUAAGUAAUUUAGAGAAAAUGGACAUUAAAGAUAAUUUUAUGCUUAGUAUACUUGACAAAGCUGGUAUAAAAACAUAUUAAUUAACAAUUUAAACAUGUUCAUUGUUUCAGAUAUUUUAUGAAACUACAGUAGUUGUAGAAGUGUAAUAUCAUAAUAUCUUUUGAUCUAUCCAGCCAAAAUUUAUUUUCACCUGUGGUGUCUCUUCUUAAUAUUCAAUGAAAAUACAAGCUUUCCUUCAUCAAACUGAGGAAAAUAAGAAUUCAAUUAUCAGAAAAAGGUUUUGAGCCUGUUUUGUGAAUUAUUUGUCAAUAAUUAAACCCUUUUAAUUACAGAAUUGGUUGACCAAUGCAAAAGUGAAAUGCCUGAAUUAAUACUGAACAAAAAGUCCCAUGAAGUUGCUACAUUUCAUAGCAUUUCAUGUAGUGGUACCUACAUUUGUUACUUUAUUUGUUACAGUUACUUUAUGUACUUUUUUUUACCCUGAUUGUAAGUUUCCUCAAAAGGGUUUUUUAAUCACAAAAUAAUGCAAAGACCACCCUACAAACAUUUUCCAAUGUUUUAUCUUGUUACAUUUAAUGAAGGAAAGUUUGCAUCUCAUUGGAAAUGCAUAGCAUACAGUACAGGAAAUUCACUUAACUAGGGAUUUUGAUACGGAAGUGGAAGCUUCAUUUUCCAUGUGGUAUUCCACCUGGGCUUUCAAAUUAAUUUCAUAUUUGAGUUUUUUUGUUUGUUUUUUAAUAUGUAAAUGCCUGGAAUGGUAGAGAAAAAUCAUGAUGUGAAAACCAAUUCAGAAAGUAUGUAAACAGCCAAUGCCAUUAGAUAAAGGCAGGGUGUAACACCGUUUGUAAACAAAAAAAUGGAAAUUUAAACAAGUGUCAGAUGGCAGUAUCUGAUACUUGCAAAAAAAAAAAAGGUGCUAUGGAAAGACUUGUGUUGCCAUUACACACACAACAGUGUUGGCACUGAAUACACCACAUUGUUCUCUGAUGCACACUGAAAAUAAGUCACUCAAGUCUGGGUUUUUUGCUUUAAUCUGUUCUCUGGCUUUAUUUAAAUGUUCGCAUUAUGGCUCAGGUGUCAGCAUGAUAAAUACAUUUUCAGAAUGCAUACAUUUUUGUUGUUGUUUUUCUUUGGUUCAAACUGCAAGCAAGUCUAGUCUCCUCAUAUGAAAAACAAUGUAAAUUAUAAUGUCUAUGCUUUGAAAAGCCUGUCAUUUGCCUAUUGUUGAGGAUGCAAUACCAUGAAGUGUGUUCAGGUGAUCGUUGCAGUCUGUGUAAUUACUCAUCAUCCAUGGUAAUAUUAUUCACAUAAUUAAAGAAAACUAAAUCAGCAUGUCUUUUUUCAAUGCCUCCAUAGCAAAAUGUGUUUAUUAAAGGUUAAUUUUCCUCUUC
Molecule: messenger RNA, 3895 nt
Organism: Anguilla rostrata (American eel)
Lineage: Eukaryota; Metazoa; Chordata; Actinopteri; Anguilliformes; Anguillidae
Gene: mindy4b
Product: MINDY family member 4B
Exons: 12
Coding region: 98-1498 (466 amino acids)
Biological process (GO): protein K48-linked deubiquitination
Molecular function (GO): K48-linked deubiquitinase activity; cysteine-type deubiquitinase activity
Source: RefSeq, a predicted model, not a curated record